This is a messenger RNA of Lampris incognitus (smalleye Pacific opah), 2025 nucleotides long. RefSeq names its product secretogranin III (gene scg3). Lineage: Eukaryota; Metazoa; Chordata; Actinopteri; Lampriformes; Lampridae. Gene Ontology annotation, cellular component: secretory granule membrane. The transcript has 12 exons. The record is from RefSeq and is a predicted model, not a curated record. Gene Ontology annotation, biological process: protein localization to secretory granule. Bases 429 to 1916 code for a protein of 495 amino acids.
GGGAGGUGCUGUUUGUAACGGAGCGCCGCUGACAAGAAGGCAAGCGGUUGCAGUCGUCGUUUAGACGGAGGCACAAGGAGACCGAGAGACCGUCGGCAGCUUAUCUUGUUAUAGUUACCGCGGCUGACCUGGUUCUCAGCACCGCGGGUCGUCAGCAACUCCUCCCCGCCGGGCUGCGUCGGACACAGCGGCUCCGCAACGAGCAGCUCCCCCCUCCCUGCUUCCCUCCCCGCCCCCAGCCACCUUCAGCACCACCGGAGAAACAGAGUGGAGCUGUCCACACGUUCAGCACUUUGUUUCAACGACGCUGUUUUCCCACAAACGCCAAAAAGACAGCUGGGGAAGACCGUCUCCUUUACACCUAUUUACACGGGCAUCUUUUUCUAGGAUCCUUUCUUUUUUUUUAAGAAAAAUAAUAUUGUUUCAGCAUGGCGUCAAAGUGUGUUGGCCUCUGGAUCCUCUCCCAGCUUUUACUUCUGAAUGUAGUGUGCCAGAUCUCUGCCUUUCCCACACCUGCCGCCUCAGUGGAUGGUAAAACUGUGUACAACAGACAGUUGACAGAAGAGAGACCACUCCAACAGCAGAUUGCAGAGGCAGACAGCGUGCAGGCUGCAGUACAGUCUGCAGAGACCAAACCCUCCACUAUUCCUAAGGAUGUAGAAUUAGAGGAGGACAGUGAUGACUUCACUGCGCUAAAAUCCCUGGCUGAAGGACAGAAAUCAAAGGAGGCCAAUGAGAUGCCAGUCAAACCAAGCCAGAGGGAGGAGCAGUAUAUCCCAGAUGAAUCAGACUCUACCAAGAGCCGGCGUUUGGCUGAGGAUUAUGACUCCACCAAGAAUGGCAUGGACUAUGGCAAGUACCAAGAUGACCCAGAGAGCUUCCGCCAAGUGGAUGGCACCCCACUGACAGCGGAGGACAUCGUCCAAAAGAUUGCCAACAAGAUCUACGAGGAGGAUGAUAGAGGAGUGUUUGAUAGGAUCGUCUCAAAACUUCUCAAAUUGGGACUGAUCACAGAGAGUCAGGCUGAUACUCUGGAGUAUCAGGUGGCUGAAGCUCUGCAGGAUCUUAUCACUAAAAAUGCCAAGAACAACGAAAUUGAAGAUCUGGAGGGGGACUAUCCAGCUAUCAGGGGAGAGCAGGAUGACAGACAAGAUGACAACACGUCACCCAGGCGCCGAUACGAUGAUGAUAAUGAGGAAGAUGACGAUGAGGAGGAGGAGGAAGAUCAGACUGAGGAAGAUGUGGACAGGGAUGUGGACGAGGAGGGGGAUGACACAGUGGACAACACCUGGGACAGAGGCACUGAGGAGGGCAACGAGGUGGGCCCCAAGGAUGGCCUCCAGGACCUGCAGUACUUCCCCAAUUUCUACCGUCUGCUCAGAAGCCUCGAUUCAGAUCAAGACGCCCAGGAGAGAGAGACAUUGAUAACUAUCAUGAAGACCCUGAUUGACUUCGUGAAGAUGAUGGUGAAAUAUGGCACCAUCACACCGGAAGAGGGAGUCUCUUAUCUGGAGAACCUUGAUGCCAUGAUAGCCAUGCAGACCAAGAACAAACUGGGCAAGUCUCUGGGUGCUUCUGACGUCAUUGGAAACACUGGAAAGAAUGCAGAUGAGGACGACAACACCAAGGCCGAGGCAGCCAAGAUGCAGAAGGAGUAUGAGAACCUUAAAGACUCAACCAAGGAGGAUCAGCCGCCAACUGAGACCAAUCAACCGGGCAGGUCAGAGACUUAUUUGGAGGCCAUCAGGAAGAACAUUGAAUGGCUCAAGAAACACAACAAAGAGGAAGGCAAAGAUGAUUAUGACUUGUCCAAGCUGAAGGACUUUAUGGACCAGCAGGUGGACUCGUACAUUGAGAAGGGCAUUAUUGCCAAGGAUGAAGGCGAGACCAUCAAGAGGAUCUACAGCAGCUUGUAAUCCAUCUGCACUCAGCAUCUCUCAACAACCUCUGGCCUCUCACAUGGAACUGAAUUUGACCCCCAAAUCUCUCAGAGUAGCUUGAAUUUCAUGUUUAUCUCCCAUAGCA